Lathyrus oleraceus (garden pea) is the source of this 1049-nucleotide messenger RNA. RefSeq lists its product as uncharacterized. The transcript has 6 exons. The coding region runs from base 222 to 848 and encodes 208 amino acids. The record is from RefSeq and is a predicted model, not a curated record. Lineage: Eukaryota; Viridiplantae; Streptophyta; Magnoliopsida; Fabales; Fabaceae.
UAGCAUACCAAUACUAAUGAGUUACAACCAAUGAAGAUAUUGCUGUAUCCAUGCUUCAUUAAAAAAAGGAGAGUCCAUCGGGCCUCCCUUCCUUCAUAUGGGUUAAUUGUAUAUUAUUUUAUUCUAUUUUAUGUAAAUUUUGUCUCCAUAUAUACAUAGAUUUCUCUUCAUCCCAAGAGCGUGAGAUAGAGAGUAGAAGAUUGGAGUUGAGUGUAAUCAAAAUGAAACUUUUCUUGUUCUAUCUUGUUCCUUUCGUCUUGUUCUUCUGGUGUUCCCAAGUUCGUCUUGUGCAAGGGCGAUUGCUCUCGAUCGCAACAAAACCUGACCCAAAGGAUGCUGUUGCAACUGCCCGUUGGUUGGUGUCUUUGAAUUUCUGGGGCGUCUUAAGUACUAUCUCAACUGAUUUGGAUGGAGCACCCUUUGGAAAUGUGGUAUCAUUUAGUGAUGGACUACCGAACCAAGGCAUCGGCAUCCCGUACUUCUACUUAACUACUCUAGACCCAACAGCAAGACAUGCAUUAAAAGAUGGAAGAGCUUCGUUGACCGUCAGCGAGUACCCUCUCGGGACUUGUGGCAAGAUCGACCCAGAGAAUCCUACAUGUUCGAAAAUUACUCUUACAGGGAAGCUGAAAUUGGUUGAUGAAGAGUCAGAGGAAGCCGAAUUUUCCAGAAAUGCCUUGUUUUCCAAGCAUUCAGAGAUGAUGGAUUGGCCGGAGGAUCACAAAUUUCAGUUCUUCAAAUUGGAAAUUGAGAAAAUAUUUUUGAUUGAUUGGUUUGGUGGCCCAAAACCUAUUACAGUGGAACAGUACUUACAUCCUAAAAUGAACAAUCAUGCAUUCAUUGUCUGAAUGCUCUUCUGUUUGCCACUCCAUAUUGUUGCAAAGGAAACAGCAUUUGUUGUACCUGUCGGUAACUACAAAUAAAUCAAAUGUUUGUGAAAAUGUGAUAUGUAACCAUACAAACUGAUUGGCUAAAAAAGUGUUGAUAUUCUGCCUCAGAGCACCCAUGUAAUUCUUAAAUCAUGUAUAUCAAUUUAUUUGGUCACAAAA